This is a messenger RNA of Closterium sp. Yama58-4, 514 nucleotides long. NCBI's taxonomy places the organism in Eukaryota, Viridiplantae, Streptophyta, Zygnematophyceae, Desmidiales, Closteriaceae. The record is from the annotation of a GenBank genome assembly.
GUGCACGAGACGUGGCUGGACGGCAUUGAGGAGCUGAGGAGCUGCAUCAUGGAGAAGUGUCCUGAAGGGGGAAAGGCAAAGCUGCAACAGGACCUGGACCAGGCAUAUCAUCUGGUGGAGCAGCGCAUCGAGGAGAACAUGGAGGCCUUCAAGACCCGCGCCCUCGCCACUGCCUUCGCCCUGUCCCCUUCGCUACAAGCACACCUCGCCACGUUGGAUGGGGAACCGAGGGCAGCUGCGCCAGCUGGCAGUGUGGUUGGAGCAGGCGGGGACGAUGACCUGGCGGCUGAAGCGGCGGCUCUUGAUGAUGAGCUGGCAGAGCUCCAUGCCACGCUGGCGAAGAAGAGAGCAGAGCUGCGAGCGAUGAGGCGGCAGCAGCGGCAGCAGCAGGCAGCAGUGAGCAGUGAGGGGCAGCUGAAGCAGCUGCAGCAGAUGAUGCAAGCAGACCACAGCGAGCUGCAUGCGACGCACGAUCGAUUGCAAGCGCAGCUGCACACGGCCAUGGACAUGACUG